Molecule: messenger RNA, 2349 nt
Organism: Aedes albopictus (Asian tiger mosquito)
Lineage: Eukaryota; Metazoa; Arthropoda; Insecta; Diptera; Culicidae
Product: serine-enriched protein-like
Exons: 7
Coding region: 614-2203 (529 amino acids)
Molecular function (GO): protein binding
Source: RefSeq, a predicted model, not a curated record
UACGUACUCAGUCGGUCGGUUAGUGUCUUCAGUUGUCCAUAAGUUGACCAGGUUCGUUGCUUUAUCAGCUCAAAUCUCCGCAAUUCUGUAACGGAAUGCGCUAAAGUUGGUGUUCAAGUGAUCUUUGGGCUACCCAUAGCAGCUAAUUAGUAAAGACUCCCUGUGAUAUGUCCAAAUCAGACCGUUUUAUGAGAUUUUUUUCUUGACCCAACAAGUGAUCGGUUUCACUGAUUUGAGGACCAUUAUUUUUGUUGGCUUAUGCUGUCGGUUGGUGUGAGUGAAAUGCGAAAGAGUUCGGUUACCUGUUGCACAAACAUAAGCUCAAAGGAUCGUCGCGGUUGUUCCAAGUGAUGGUGGUGGUUCCUAUCGCACGUGUUUUGUUUAUGCUUUGGUCUAGCGGCCUGUAGUCUGCGUAUUGCGUAAGAAGCCGAGACGCCGAUCAAAACAUAAAAACGUGAUCGCUCCUUAGCGGGCACAAGAACGUGCUUAGUUGUUUACUCAUUUUGUUUACGCGUCUACGAAAUCAGGUGAACGUUCCAAAGCGGCGGUCGGUGAGAGUAAAGCUUCAUCGAAAAUUAUUUUGAGACUACCAACGGUAAGGAAUUUCGGUUGAAUGAAAUACGAAAUCAGCUAUCACAGUGACUCUGAGAAGAUGGGAAGCCGUGCGCAGUCUGUAAUCUGUGACAAGGUGCUGGCUGGAUUGCCACAGCUGUUGGAUGAUUUGCAGAAACUAUCGGAAGAUCAGGAUACAGCGGAUGUGGUGUUCAUUCUUGGGACGGGCGAGGAAAGGAUCUUCGCUCAUCGGAUCAUUUUGAUGGCAAGGUGCAAAUCCUUCCAAACUCAAAAACGUGGCGAGAUAUGUCGAAUACCGGGAUGCUCGGUACUUCCCGCUGCCCCUGGAACACCCACACCAAUCCGACUGCCACACAUCGAACCGGACAUCUUUCGUCAGUUUAUUCUUUACGUGUACACCGCGAAGAUUAUGCUACAGGACUCCAAAGUCUUUGAAAUGAUGACUUUAGCACAGGAUCUGGGCGUUGACGAGCUCAAGAUCGCCUGCGAAGAACACGUGAAGACCACCAUGUCGGUUGCCAAUGCAUGUACAUUUCUCGCUGCCGUCAUGGAAAUCCAGGAGAAAGCUUCAGGUGCAAAGUUUGCCCCGCCGUUCCUGGAGAAAUGCAUCACCUACAUCGCCGAGAACGCAUCGGAAUGUGUGAAGACCAAUGCAUUCCUAAAUUUGACCAAGGAGGGCCUGAUCCAAGUCAUUUCCUAUGAUAAUCUUGGCCUGGAGGAAGAAGACGUGUGGCGUUGUGUCCUAUCGUGGGCCAAAAACCAAGCCGGAGUGACCCAACCCACGGCUCACUGGACCGAGGAGGAACGUCAACGUGUCUGCCAACAGUUAGCCCCAGUUAUUUCCCACGUCCGUCUCUUCCUGAUCGACAGUCAGGUGUUUGCCGAAGAGGUUGAACCCACCGGAGCCGUCCCGAUCGAACUUUCCCUGGAACGAUAUCGCCGUGCUGCUCUGCAUUCCAACAAACUUCCACCAUCGGCAGUGCCAAUCCCGGCAGGGCCAUUGGCCGAGAAUGACAAACGUCUGCAACCGAGGUUGAUGUUGAACUUGUUCCACGGAUCGACGAUUCUCAAAAACGACAAAAUUCACAUGCAAGGAACACUCAACGGAUUCUACGGAGCUGCGAAACAAACUUGGCGCUUAGUUUAUCGUGCUUCCACCAAUGGGUUCUCUGCUGCAUCGUUUCACCGGCACUGCGAUGGAGUCGCGCCGUUGUUCAUCAUCGCUUUGGGAACUCAAGGAGCCAUUAGCGGAGGUUUCACGGAUGUGGCAUUUGCCAAAACGAAUCGCAAGGGUGGUUACAUUCACUCCGAGAAGGCGUUUUUGUUUGCCUUGAACUACAACAACGAUCCACCGAUGAAGUUCGACAUCGUUAAGAAACCCUACGCCAUCUGCUACCAUCCGGACUGUGGACCAAUUUUCGGUGCGGGAGCUGAUCUGCUGAUCUCGAACAAUUGCAACGUGAACAUGGAGUCGUAUUCUAACUUUCCUCACUCGUACGAUGGACCGAAUGCCGUCUUUGGAAACCUGUUCGGUGAGUACAAUUUUUCGAUUGCCGACUACGAGGUGUUUACAUUGGCACCCUCGGCAGCACCGUCCGGGAUGAAAAUGAAACAUGAUCGAUAUCCUUGAAAUGAUGACUGAUUGCAAUGCUGUUACAGGUAAGUUAAUUAGUUUUGUCUAAGAAGUGUAGUUAAAUAAUACGCUUGAUGGAAUUUCAGAAUAGCAUUUUUAUAGGGUUUAAGUACUCAUAAUGGCAAUAGAAUAAUUUGCUCAAA